CGGCUGGUUGCUAUCCCGCUUCAUUUUACCGGUUGGUACGGUCAUGUCGAUCCAACAUUUUUGUGGCAAGAACAGUCCUUUGGUCGGGAACACCUCAGGAUAUGACGAAGUUGCUCAGAUAUUUGAUGAAAGGCUGUACGACAAGGAGGCACACCCAUGCGAAGAUUUCUACCAUUUUGCAUGUGGUAAAUAUAACAUGAAUGCGAAGAAAAAUUUUUUAUGGAAACUCCUCGAAAAUACGCUUGAAACUAUGGAAGGGCUAUUGACCGAUGAAGGUGGAAUACCAUCGAAAGCGUUCAAUCUGUCAAAGCAUUAUUACAUGAGCUGCUUGCGAAACCACGAAGAAUGGGAAUCACAUACUGGAUAUAUUCAGACAGUGAUCGGAAAGAUUCGAAAUUUUGGUCAUUUUCCUCUGAUUGAUGCCAAUAUAUCGUACUAUAAUCGAUCAGAUUAUGAACUUGAUUUGAUCGAUGUCCUCAUCUACUUUAAUAAAAACGGAUUAACGACCGAAUGGUUGGCGCCAAUGUUUUUCUUCCGUGAUAACGACACUACCGUCAUGCAAUUUUCCUCUGGAAUCGCCUACACCUUCCGUCAAAAUCUCAAACUGGCUAUUGCCUUAUGCAUAAGGGCGAAUUCGACUUGUUAUUUACAAAAACUAUUAAAAGAUGCAAUUAGUAUGCGUCUUCUGGCUCUAUAUAUCAACAAACAUUUGUACAUGGCAAAACUACAGUCAACAACGCUUGGAAAAUUGAAUGAAAGCUACUCAUCGGUUGACUUGUUCAAAUAUUUGGCCGAUAUAAGCCCGCUAGAAGUCCGACACGUUUUCCAAGAUGCUCUUCUAGUCGAGGCUCCUCCUCUCGAAGCAAUAGAGCGGUUUGACGCUGAACUGAAAAGGAUUCCUAAAAUUGUUAUCGUGAACACUAUUAUAAGUCAUUUCGUCUUCAACUCUUAUCGUCACCUGGAUGUACGUUUUUAUACGUUGUCGACUCGAGGAAAAGAGAGCGGAGAGCCGGGAAAACUUGAUUUAAAAAAAUUGGCGGAGUCAUGGUGUUUCCUAAAAACGCAAGAGAAGUUCGGACAAGCACUGCUUGCAAGCUAUGCCACUGCUGCCGACGGACAUGAAACGCAAAAAGUAAUGCAGAAGAUCUAUAACCACUUGAAGGAUGCCUUCAUUGAGACGAUCAAUGAGAAACAUCACUGGAGCAGCAAAAUAAAAAAGUAUGUUCGCGUGGAAAACGUAUAUGGCCUGCACUUUACGGAUAUGGAAGAUAUUUUCAACAGAAUUUCUCUCCAUUACGACUUUGCUACGUUACAUAACAUCACAGCUGCCAAAGAUCAUCGAACAAGAACCGAGACAGUCUCGUUGAAUGUACUGAAUGCC
Molecule: messenger RNA, 1381 nt
Organism: Cylicocyclus nassatus
Lineage: Eukaryota; Metazoa; Nematoda; Chromadorea; Rhabditida; Strongylidae
Source: the annotation of a GenBank genome assembly